AUGGCCAACCCGAUAUUCACUGUGACGGAACAUCUCAUUGAUGCCCAGUACAUCCGAGAAUACCCGCGAGCUACUACUACGCAAGAUGCACCCUUGAAACUGUCUGUUAAGAAAUAUACGCCCACGAACAAUCAGAACCCUACGGAGGGUGAUAUUACCCUAAUAGGAAUGCAGGGGACCGGAUUUCCGAAGGAAAUCUAUGAACCGUUGUGGGAAGACCUUCUUGCAAGAUGCGAAACUGAUGGGUUCCGGAUCCGCGCUAUUUGGAUCGCAGAUGCUGUCAACCAAGGGGCAAGCGGCAUUCAAAAUGAGAGCUACAUGGGCAAUGAUCCGUCUUGGUACGAUAACAGCCGGGACGUGUUACACAUGAUUAACCAUUUCCGGGCGGAAAUGCCCCGGCCAAUAAUGGGUGUUGGGCACAGCAUCGGUGCAGUUCAGCAGAUUUUCUUAUCUCUGAUCCAUCCCCGUCUGUUUACAUCACUCAUUCUCAUCGAACCGUACAUCCACGACGUGGAAAAUGGUGGUGGCGGAGGCUGGGUCGGGAAGGCGGCAAAAAGAAAGGAUGUAUGGCCUUCACGAUCUGUAGUAGCCAAAGGUUCCCAAAAGGCCUUGGGAAACUGGGAUUCCCGAGCUAUCAGCCGAUGGGUUGAGUACGGGUAUCGCGAGCUUCCAACAAUGCUUCAUCCCUUGCCAGAGGCAGCCAAUAGCGACCGCCCGGUUACUCUGGCCACCACCAAGACCCAGGAGAUAUCUAUGUAUAUCCGGCCUAAUUUCAAGAGCCAUAAACAGCUGGGCCAACCUGAUGAGGAUGGCCAUGAGGGUGAUGGGCCCAGCCCACCCCAUGACCCCCUUUUGGUUCCGGACAUGAUCGGUAGACUAUUCAACAAGCAAAGGUUCUACCGCCCUGAGCCACUUCUUGCCUGGCGGCUGCUGCCUCAUGUUCGACCAUCAGCCUUAUAUGUCAGCGGAGCCAAAAGUGAACUGUCGUUGUCUGGACACCAGGCCAGAGCAGCCAAAAUGACCGGAACUGGAUUUGGAGGCAGUGGUGGCCAGGAAUAUAGUCGUGUGAAGCACAUUGUCAUUCAAAAAUCCGGCCACACACUGCCCAUGGAACGUGUUGUGGAAACUGCUGGUGCUAUUGGACCGUGGAUAGGCGAGGAGGUGCGAAAAUGGAGAGAGGACGAACAACGGAUCGCAGAUGGAUGGAACGAACUAUCAACAAGAGAGAAAGGAUCCUUUUCUGACGAGUGGUGGGAAAUGCUGGAUUUUACAGCGCCUGCGCUCCCUAAGGAGAAAGCUUCUAAGUUAUAA
Molecule: messenger RNA, 1311 nt
Organism: Penicillium verrucosum
Lineage: Eukaryota; Fungi; Ascomycota; Eurotiomycetes; Eurotiales; Aspergillaceae
Exons: 4
Coding region: 1-1311 (436 amino acids)
Source: RefSeq, a predicted model, not a curated record